This is a messenger RNA of Dimorphilus gyrociliatus, 487 nucleotides long. NCBI's taxonomy places the organism in Eukaryota, Metazoa, Annelida, Polychaeta, Dinophilidae. The record is from the annotation of a GenBank genome assembly.
GAUGUCCGCGUUGCAGUUAGGUUGGAAGCUCUCACGGCCGGCUAUCUCUGCUGCUCCGAUGGCUCUAUCUGCACACGAUCAAAUGAAAGAGUUUUGGAAAAAAAAUGAAAAGUUAAAUAGACCAUCAUCACCAUGGAUUAUCUAUUGGCCACAUUUACCCAUGAUGACAUCUCUCGGUCAUAGAACUACUGGGAUUGUUUUAGGAACUGGCUUGUAUGGAAUUUCCAUCGGUGUAUUUUUAGCACCUGGUGAUUUUAACUCAAUAAUACAAGGUAUUCAAUCGUUGGAAAUAGCAGCACCAAUUAUGUGCGCUCUCAAAUCAAUUGUUGCUUUUCCUUUGGUUUACCAUUACAUAAAUGGGUUAAGACAUUUGUCUUGGGACGCUGGAUAUGGAUUUAAACUUAACACGCAAUACAAAACUGGAAUCUUGGCAUACGGAUCAGCAGCAGCUAUUGCUCUUCUUUUGGGGUCUCUAUCCUACUGGUGA